Coccinella septempunctata (seven-spotted ladybird) is the source of this 2755-nucleotide messenger RNA. Its product is annotated as leukocyte receptor cluster member 8. NCBI's taxonomy places the organism in Eukaryota, Metazoa, Arthropoda, Insecta, Coleoptera, Coccinellidae. The transcript is spliced from 6 exons. The record is from RefSeq and is a predicted model, not a curated record. Gene Ontology annotation, cellular component: nucleus. Bases 214 to 2310 code for a protein of 698 amino acids.
AGUGAAAAUCUGAAACAGCAAAAUAGAUGUUAAAAUCAUUAUGGAAGUUUAUUAACACUCUUUGUUACUUAUUAUUAGUUAUCAAUUAAGUGACGUGAACUUUCCAAAACUUCAACGUUCAAAAAGUGUUACUUUGGUGAAGUGAAAAAUAUUCUUAUUGUUUAUUUCCUUAGGUUCAUUUGGCGAACAAGAACAGUUCGUGUGAAAUCCAGGAUGUCUGAAGGUACUCCAAUGGCAGAAACUUCCAACUCAGAAACCAGCGUUGCACAAGCUAAUCUUCUUCAGCAAGCUCAACAGAACUGGAUGUUUUAUCAGCAAUAUAAUCAUCUUGCAUCACAGCAAUAUGCAUCUGAUUAUUACCAAUAUUGGUCUCAAAUGGGUGCUAAUCCAUAUGUUUAUCCACAAAUAAUGACCAUGAAAAAGGACGACAUCCCCAUAAAUCCACCUUUGCCAAAAGGACCCCCACCCCCUGUGUCACAACCUCUUUCUGUACGGCCACCCCCAUUAAAUUCACCCAAACAGUUUGGUAACAUAAGGUUCAAUAUUAACGGUAAACGUCUAUUAGCACCAAGUACAUUUCAACAAAACACAUCGUUAACUAGCGGCGCGGCGAAAAAAAAACGUAAACGCAAUAGGAACAAUCAACAGCAACAGCAGCAACUACAACAAUAUAAUUUUAACAGUUCUGACAGUAAUCUACCCCCUUUGCCACCUCCAGAAUCUAACGUCCCUAAGCCAGAACCUCCACCAGAAUUGCCCCCUGAUCCCCCAACACCCCUAGCAACAGUACCCGAUGAAAAUGAUAAAAAUUCAGCCCAAAAUGAGGUAGUGAAUAAUGUAAGUAAUGACCCAACAGCUGAAUGGUCUGAAAGUUUGAAGAAAUAUGUUAGUGAUAGCUAUGCAAAAUGCAAAACUGUAAUUGAUAAAAAUCAAGUAGAAAUAAUAUUGAAAGGAAAAAUCACUCAUGCCAUCAACACAGGGCAAAUGAAUAAAGAUUGGAGCAAAGAGCCACUUCCAAGUAUACACAGUGAAAGAUUGACCCUUGUACCAAAACCUGUCCCACAAAAAGUAUUGUCUUCGUCAGUCGGAGCUAGGCUAGGAAGGAGAGCUUCUACCUUAAGAGGAAAGAGUAAAUCGAGUUCUAGAUCUCGUUCUAGGUCUAAAUCUCCUUACACCAGAAAAUCCAGGUCUAGGAGUCCUAAAUGGCGAAGAUCAUCUAGUAGCUCGAGUUUGGAUGAUGAUGUAAAGAAAACAAAAUCACCUCCUAAAAACAGAGGGAAGUUAGCAGAUAGACUAGGACCUUCGAAAAAAAUCACAGCCAAGCAAUUAAAGAAAGCUAAGGCUAAAGAGAAAAAAGCCUUAUUUUUAUCAAAUUUCAAUUCUGGUUUGGAAGAAAACAAAGAAGUUUUGAAUAAAAGAGCAGAACGUUUCAAUAAUUCACGCAAUGAAAAAGUACAUUUGCACAACCUUUCACCAGUAACAAAAAGCCAAGUGAUGGUUAUCGACAAGUUUUCUGAUGAUACUAGUGCAGACUUCGACUGGGAGCAAAUUCACGUGGUGGGCACUUGUCAAGAUUUGGAAAAAUCUUUUCUGCGUCUUACUAAGGCCCCAGAAGCUUGCGAUGUGCGACCUGUUCAAGUACUCAGGUUAUCUUUGCAAAACGUGAAAGACCGGUGGCUCAAAAAGCAAGAUUACUUCUAUACCUGUGAUCAGCUGAAGUCCAUUAGACAGGAUUUAACGGUACAAGGAGUCAGAAAUGAAUUCACUGUUGAAGUAUAUGAAACUCAUGCUAGAAUUGCUUUAGAAAAGGGGGAUCAUGAAGAAUUUAAUCAAUGUCAAACACAGCUAAAGAUGCUGUAUGGAGAUGUAGGGGGUGCUAAUAGAAAUGAAUUCACUGCUUAUAGGAUACUCUACUAUAUAUUCACCAAGAACAAUUUGGAUCUGAUGACUAUACUGAAAACACUCUCUUUAGAAGAGAAAAAAGAUAAAUGUAUAAGUUUUGCUUUGAAAUUGAGGUCGGCUUGGGGACUUGGUAAUUUCCACAGGUUUUUUAAACUCUACAUAGGGGCGCCACUUAUGUCAGGCUUUCUUGUAGAUUGGUUUAUAGAGCGCGAGCGUAAAGACUAUUUAAAAAGUAUGAUCAAAAGCUACCGUCAAAGCAUCCCACUCACUUUUCUGUCCGAAGAGUUGGCGUUCAAAACCGGGGAAGACUGCUUAAAGUUUCUUGAGCCUUUUGGUUUGACUUUCACCGAUGAUACAAAAAAUUUUAUCGAUUGUAAAAUCAGUAUGUCUGCGUUGCCCAAUAUAUGAAAGCAGAUUCGAUUUCGAUGUGCUGUGAUCUUAAUGGAAGAAGAUGGAUUGCUGCUUGUUGUGUUUCUGAGUUGGGAUUCUUUAUAAGGACACUUCGGCUGAAUGGAUCACUUCGUAUUAAAUAGUUGGGAUCAAUUGAGACGCGUGGAUUUUUCUCGUUUAAUUUCUGUUUGAAGUCCAGGUUGGAAAGAUCAAUCUUGCUUGGAUGAAUUCUCGUCUUCCAAUCAUAAUCUCCUAUCAAUAUUGAAUUGGAAUAAUCAAAAUCCUUCCACUACUUCCAGAGGUAACUUCAUAUACCAUAUUUCCUAGUGGCUGCAAUGUUGAAUGUCAUUGGCAUAUUUCAAGAACUUAUGGUACUUCAACAUUGCUGUUUUGUUAUUUGUAUAUUUUGUACAUACAAGCAUAAAUUAUAAAAUAAGUUAUAAAUACAAGAAUUAAGUUUAAA